AAAAGCCGGAAGAACGGCAAAGCUGCAGUUUAGUUGCGACAAAGUGACUUGGCGUUGAAGUGGAGCAAAUUUUCUGCAGUUUGCUCAAGCUUGAUUAAGUUGAACUAACUUCAUCAUGGUCAUCACCAUUUACUACGCUAGCAUCACUGCAACACCGGAGUUACAGAGUCAACAGCAAAAUAUUUUUAACACCUUGGAUUGCUUGAACAUACAGUACCAGUUGCUUGAUCUAUCAACUGGUCAAGGUUUGCUGGAUGAAAUGAGAGAAAAGAUAAGAGAUCCAAAAGCUGUGGCCCCCCAAAUAUUUAAUGGAGACCAUUAUUGUGGGGGUUAUGAAGUCUUUUUUGGGGCAGUGGAAGCUAAGAAGGUAAAAGAAUUCCUCAAGCUGGAAACCUGUCAAAAUCAGUCACAGAAGGAUUAAUCCACUGAAGCCAAGAUGCACAUAUAAGAAUUAAAACAUUCAACGUAUACAUGGAAUGCUUUUAUUCAUGGUUACUAUUGUUCUAAUACAAAUUUUCCUGAGCUACCACAUGAGCUCCUUAAGUACCAAAAGUAAUCUUCUUUUGUGCUAAUUUUGUUGACGUUUUCCUGAAUGUAUUGCUCAUUGAAUGCAGCAAGGCAUCUUUUGUAAGUAUUACAAAAUGUGUAAAACCCACAUUAAAAAAAAUUCUGUUUCA
This is a messenger RNA of Chiloscyllium plagiosum (whitespotted bambooshark), 677 nucleotides long. RefSeq names its product SH3 domain-binding glutamic acid-rich-like protein 3. Lineage: Eukaryota; Metazoa; Chordata; Chondrichthyes; Orectolobiformes; Hemiscylliidae. The record is from RefSeq and is a predicted model, not a curated record. Gene Ontology annotation, cellular component: cytoplasm.